UUCAGUUGUAAGAAAGGAGGCAUACUUGCAACCUUCUGGCUCUCUCCCACUUUUGCUUCCAUUAACCUCCAUCAAGAACUUGUCGUUCUUCUUCAAUUCACAUAAAUCAAUCCUUCAAUCCCCUCUCAAAUUCCUUGUUUCAUAGCGCUUAAUGAUGCUAUUGAGAAAUUCUUCAACCCCAAUUCUUAAUUCUUGGCUUCACCAAUCCAAAUCCUCCCCUUCAGAAUCGGACCAAUUCCUCCCGUUUCGAAGAACCAAGUCGCUCUCGUUAACACCCUCUUUUCACCCUCCACCGUCUUUAUCGAAUGAUUCAGUGAAGAGGGUAACCCAAAAUCUGCUAGAAUUAGAUAUUACAGAUCCCAGAAAGAAGAUUCCGGUACCCAAGAGUUGGAAAUUUCAACCGGAAGUGAAAUCCAAGGAGAAUGGAGUAUCAGUUCGAGAUCAAGAUCUUAGACCCACUUCAGAUUCGCCGUCGUCUUCGAUUCCUGGAGAGUUUUUGAAUUCUGGGUUGGGUCUGAAAGUACCAAAUGAUGAGGUUCGCGAUGAAUGCGUUCUGCAGAUGCUGGUGGUCGACGGCGGAACGGGAAGCGACGGCGGCCGGGUGUGUGGCGGAGGAGGAGGUGGAAGCGGCGGAAGAGGUUCCAACGGCGGUGGUGGAGGGGAUUCUGAUAAGUCAGGGUUUAACAAUAGCACAGAUGCUUAUUAUCAGAAGAUGAUUGAAGCGAACCCUGACAAUGCUCUUCUACUUGGAAAUUAUGCCAAGUUCUUGAAAAAGGUUCAUGGAGAUUUUGCCAAAGCCGAAGAGUUUUGUGAGAGGGCAAUUCUAGCUGAUCCAAAUGAUUCAAGUGUUCUAUCGCUUUAUGCUGAUCUAAUUUGGCAUACACAGAAGGAUGCUCAACGAGCUGCGACCUAUUUUGAUCAAGCUGUUCAAAGUUCCCCUGAUGAUUGCUAUCUUCUAGCUUCAUACGCACGGUUUCUCUGGGAUACCGAUGUCGACGAAGAAGACGAUAUGGCACAGCAGUAUGAAACAGAGGAAAGGCAUACUUCUCGGCCCGGUUUCUCACAUCUGGCUGCAUCUUCCUAAUCUCAUCAAAUAUAUAACACACUACUACUUUCCUUGCCACUGUAAGAUAUCUUCACAUGUGUAUGAACAUGAUUCCCUCACUUGUAACCCUUUCUAUAACUCAUAAAAUGUAAAAAGUUCAUAAAUAAACCCACUUUUGAAGCCCCUUCUGCCUGUCUGUUCCAUGGAGCAAGAUUUAGCCUUACUUUCUCUGUACCUUUAUGACAAAGUUACCAAUUUGAAGAAUCAGGGUGUUGUGUUAAUCACCGUCGACACUCGAACGAUUGGGAUUGGACAUGGGUGUACGAGAUCUCUAGCCUAAUCGGACUAACAAUGGCGGUUGAUGCCUGAAUGAUCGAGGUUGGACAUGGGUGUACGAGAUCUCGAUCCCGAUCCUGAUCCUGAUCGGACUAACAAUGACACCCAUGAUGCCCAAUGGAUCGAGGUUGGAUAUGGGUGUGUGUACGAGAUCUCGAUCCUGAUCGAACUAACAAUGACCGUUGUUGAUGCCCGAACGAUCGAGAUUGAACAUGGGUGUAUGGGAUGUUGAUCCUGAUUGGAGUAACAAUGACUGUUGUUGAUUCCUGAACAAUCGAGGUUGGACAUGGUUGUACGGGAUGUCGAUCCUGACCGUUGAUUUUGUUGCAAUAAGAUGUUUUUGUUGUAUGAUAUUCUUUGUUUGUGGCAGUGUCA
Cucurbita pepo subsp. pepo (vegetable marrow) is the source of this 1756-nucleotide messenger RNA. RefSeq lists its product as uncharacterized. Lineage: Eukaryota; Viridiplantae; Streptophyta; Magnoliopsida; Cucurbitales; Cucurbitaceae. The record is from RefSeq and is a predicted model, not a curated record. Gene Ontology annotation, molecular function: protein binding.